Lytechinus variegatus (green sea urchin) is the source of this 3634-nucleotide messenger RNA. RefSeq names its product serine/threonine-protein kinase 33-like. Bases 151 to 1536 code for a protein of 461 amino acids. The record is from RefSeq and is a predicted model, not a curated record. Gene Ontology annotation, molecular function: ATP binding; protein kinase activity. The transcript has 11 exons. NCBI's taxonomy places the organism in Eukaryota, Metazoa, Echinodermata, Echinoidea, Temnopleuroida, Toxopneustidae. Gene Ontology annotation, biological process: protein phosphorylation.
GACCGCAAUCAUGCAAUACGCGCUAUGUUGUGCGUUGUGCGGACACUCGAAGUUCCUGCCAAAGUUGAGAAAAAAUAUUUGAAUUCGCACAUAUUUCUCCUAAAAAUCUAUGGAUAGAUACCAAAGCUGUGAUCAAUAGUUUGAUCCCUGAUGUCUAUGCGUGUACCUCCAUUGGGUGGUGGGGUAGAGAGAGUACGCUCUGUACCUCAUACACGUCUUGAAGAUGAUACAGCGGUAGAGAAACACUACCAAUGCGGUGUUAAGUUAGGUGCUGGUAGUUUUGGUGUUGUCUAUGAAGGAACAUGCCUGAAGACCAAUAAGAAAUGGGCCAUCAAGAUUAUCAACAAGGAGAAGGCUGGUAGUCUUGCAGUCAAGCUUCUAGAGAGAGAAGUAGCCAUCUUGAAGAAAGUCAAUCAUAGACAUAUUAUUUAUCUCAAAGAAGUCUUUGAAACACCUAAGCGAAUGUACUUAGUGAUGGAGAUAUGUGACCAAGGAGAAUUGAACAAGCUUUUCACCCAUGAGGGCGUCUUUUCUGAGGCACACACAAGAACAAUUAUACAGAGAUUAACAAGUGCGGUAGCCUACUUACACAAAAAUGAUAUUGUGCAUAGAGAUAUAAAGCUUGAGAACAUACUUCUUAGUAAGAACCCUGAAGAACAAACAGAUAGAUUGAAUAUUAAGUUGACAGAUUUUGGAUUAUCUGUAGUGAAAGGCGGGGUUGGUAGUGAUAUCCAGAAUAUGUGUGGAACUCCAAUGUAUAUGGCACCUGAAGUAAUAGACAACCAAGGUUAUAGUCAACAGUGUGAUAUAUGGAGUAUAGGUGUCAUCGCUUUCCUAUUGAUGUGUGGUGAGCCUCCAUUCACUGGUCAAGAUGAGGAAAGUCUCUAUGAUUCUAUCAGGAAAGGAGAUCUAGAUUUCUCUACUAAUGCAUGGAAGAGGAUUAGUGAUGAAGCCAAAAAUGCAAUUCAAGGGCUUCUAAAGGUUGACCCUGCUCAUCGUCUGACAGCGAGUGAACUCUUGGACCAUCCCUGGAUCACGGGUGACCGAUCACGACCAAUGAACAAUGGACCUACUAAUGUACUAGAGAUGAUGAAACAAUGGAAGAAUGACUUAUUACUGGAGGAUAAAGAAGAAGAGACAGCAGAUAGUGCUGAUGGAGGGAAUGAUGAUUCAAUGAAUAACAAUGUCAAAGAAAAAGAUAAAGAGAAAGGAAAGAUUAAUCAGCAGUCAGGGUCAUCAACAGCAUCAAGGCAAUCCAAACAGUCUUCAGUCCAAACCAAGAAAACUUCAGGUGUAUCAAGAUCAAAAUUAAGUCCUACUGAAGGUACAUCAUCCAGAACUUCCCGAAGCAGUGGACUCUCUGUUCCUUCUGCAACAAAUGCCAAAUUGGCAACAACGCCCCGAAGUCGGACUACAGCACCAAGCAAAUCACCGCAUAGGACUGUCGGAGGCUCAAGGACAAAACCAACCUCACCAAAAGGUGGUGGGGGAAAUGCAGGACGUGGUGCAAAAAAGAAAGGUUCAGGUAUCAGCUGAGAACAAGCCUAUGGGGUCAGGGGUCAAGUAUAAAUAUUAUCAAGAGUUUUAUAUUGAUCAUGUAUUUAAUAAUGCAAGUUUUGUUUGUGUGUGUACAGAAAUAAAGAAGCCAUUUUCUCUCUUCGUCAGCGAUGAUCUAUUUACAGCUCUAUGCAUGUUCAAGUUACAUUUGGUGAUUAUUGCCAAGUUUGAUUUUGGGGGGGGAUUUUCGAUAAUAUAAUUUAAUAUUUUUAGUUGGUGGUAAUGCCAAUAGUAGAUACCUGGAAAUGUAGUGAGAGGACAAAAUUCUCAGGUACAUAUAUGUACUGUGACGUGAAUACUUAUUGAAUUCCAGCGAUUUUAAUUAUGCCUCUACCAUAAGAAAUUUAAAGGGAAUCAGGAAUCACUCUGGUGGUGGGUUGGGCAGUUAAUUUGUGUCAAAUGAGAAUCAAACAACUUCAUCAAUUGUUAAUUGAAUUGUUGUAACAUUUUGCACACAUAUUGAUCUCGAGGUAAAGAUAUGCAUGAUUGGGUAAAAAUAUUGCAAUUUGAACUACUUCCAGUUUUUGACAGGUGCUCUUGAAAUUUGACAUAAAGAUGGGCAAGAACUAUUUUCCCCAUAUUUUGGAAAUUGUGUUGCCAUGGUAACAGCAUGAGGUAGGAUAUUCAUCCUCUUCAGUGACAUUUCUGGUUUUGGUGAGAUUUUAUGUGAAUUAAAGGCAUUAUUACUUAUACAAAUUGGUUGAAUUAUUUAAAGGAGUAAAUUCAGAUGUUUGAGUUGUUUAACAUGUGUACUAUUUUAAUUCUCUGUUAAUUACAAACCACAAAGAGGAAUUAUUCAUGAGUAGUCAAUUGCCUUUACUCAUAUAAUUGGUAUUUUUUGGAUACCAUUUAAAGAAAAUUAUAGGAGAUUAUUGCCAAAAAUUAUUGUGAUUUUUAUUAAAACUGACCAAGUAUUUUGUUGUAUGAAACUGUAUAUGAAUGACUUUUUACUUUGAACUACAAAUAAAAGACUGGUCCCCCUUUCAACUUGUAGGGCUGGUUGAAGUAACAAUUGUGUUUAACACAACUCAAACACAACUUGAUUCUAGGAUUUUCAUUUUAAUGCAACUCUUUCUGCAUUGGGAUGUAUAUUUUAGGGUCAAACAAUCAACCAACUAUGAAGUUAUUAACAUGUAGUUCACUUCAUAUUAAUACUUUCUAACCCUAUGUUUGAAUUAUUAUUUUUUAGGAUAUGUUUUGGAAGACUAGGGCUUUAUUUUAUGUUUCUGAUACUAAUGCGAUAUAGAACAAUAUUUUAUUUAAUUUUGAUGAGUGUAUAAAUAUGUGCUAUAUUUCAUUUGAUGUGGAGUGAAAAGACACAACCUAAAUAUUUAUACAAAGUAAUAUAAAAUUGAUUUUAUUUUUUUCACUUUAUAUGAGAUUUGUUACCAUAAUUGUCACAGUGAAAAAGGCUUUGUUUUGCAGAAUGGAUGUGUUUGUUGCCUUUCAUUCUAUAAAAUGUAUUGCCUUGAGUGUACAUAACGGUAUGUGGAAUGCCAUUCUUUAAAACUUUAUCAAACUGAAAUGAGUGGUAUUCUGAUUUCACCUCUGAAGGAACACUUCAAUUGCCUAUACCUUGAUGUUCAUUAAUCCAAAACAAACAAGGGUUUGUUAAUCCCAACAUUUGUGGUGUUAUUCUGAAGGUUCAUUAAUACGAGAACAAAAUAUGGUUCAUUAUUUGGAAAGUUUGUUAGUCCAAAAAUGAAAUUAGGUUCAUUAUUUCAUUUUCGUCUAAAAAUGAAACAAGGUUUGUUAAUUUAAAAAUGAAAUAAGGUUCGGUAAUAAACAAAAAAAUGAAAUAAUCUGUGGCGAAACCGGGAAAACGGUAAGGCCAAGUGUGAUGGGAAGGGGGGGGGUAGAAACACUGUUUCAUUUUCAAUUGUUAUGAGGCAAUGUCAUGGCGGAACAUAUUUUCCUUUGGGGGGCAAAGCCAAAAAGAGGGACACUUAUGUAUCAUAAUGGGCUUUUGGUGAUAUUUUCACUAUGAUAUUACAGUCCUUAAAUUUGUCAGUUUGGCCUUAAAAUACCUCUGUGUGAUGUCAUUGUAUGUAUUGUAGUAAUGAAGUUGAGCAAAGCC